AUGAAAAAAGAUCAUCGUCGGUGGACAUGGGAAUCGCCCAAUGGCGCGACUCGUGCGGAGAUCGACCACAUACUCACCAACCGGAGGUGGUGUCUACUUGACGUCUCAGUAGUACCAUCCUUCUGUAGUGGUUCUGAUCACCGUCUCCUUCGUGCGAAAAUACGACUUAGCCACACGAUCGAAAAGAACAUCUGCUAUCGGCAACGAAGGAGAAAAGAGGUCGUCUACGACGAUUGCGUACUCGAGGACUCCUUGUCCCAAGGUGACUGGCACAUCGAGGAGGACCCAAACGUGGACGACGAGAUGCUGCUCAGAGGAUUACGAGCCUGUGCUAAACGUGCCUCGAAGCCGCGCACGACGAACUUGGAUCGAAUUUCGAAGACCAAAUCAACCAAUUGUUGGAAAGAAGAAGGGCUUUGA
This is a messenger RNA of Necator americanus (New World hookworm), 420 nucleotides long. RefSeq lists its product as uncharacterized. The coding region runs from base 1 to 420 and encodes 139 amino acids. The transcript has a single exon. NCBI's taxonomy places the organism in Eukaryota, Metazoa, Nematoda, Chromadorea, Rhabditida, Ancylostomatidae. The record is from RefSeq and is a predicted model, not a curated record.